Molecule: messenger RNA, 2676 nt
Organism: Parascedosporium putredinis
Lineage: Eukaryota; Fungi; Ascomycota; Sordariomycetes; Microascales; Microascaceae
Source: the annotation of a GenBank genome assembly
AUGUCUUCCACCGCAGGAAGCUUCCUUGGCCGUUCGGCUAACAGCAAUUCCAAUAUGCGAGGCCUGGUACAGUUCAUUGCCGAUCUGAGGAAUGCUAGGGCGCGUGAGCUGGAGGAGAAGCGCAUAAACAAAGAGCUGGCGAAUAUUCGCCAAAAGUUCAAAGAUGGAAACCUGAGUGGGUAUCACAAGAAGAAGUAUGUGUGCAAGCUCUUAUACAUAUACAUUCUUGGCUGGAACGUCGACUUUGGCCACCUCGAAGCCGUGAACCUUAUUUCUGCUAGCAAGUUUUCGGAAAAGCAGAUUGGUUACUUGGCCAUGACCCUUUUCCUACACGAGAAGCACGAACUCCUACAUCUAGUCGUGAACAGUAUAAGAAAGGAUCUUCUUGACACAAACGAGCUGUUCAACUGCCUUGCCCUUCACGCCAUCGCCAAUGUCGGAGACAUUGGCGUUGCCUUGUCCGUCACUUCUCUCGUCAUGACUUUAGCCCAGGAUAACCUGGACCAUUACAAGGGAGCGUACGCCAAGGCCGCGGGAAGGCUGAAGCGCAUCCUGGUCGAUGGGGAGUAUACGCAAGACUAUCUCUAUUACAAGGUGCCCUGCCCCUGGCUGCAAGUGAAGCUCCUCCGCCUUCUUCAAUACUUCCCCCAUCCGGAUACCCAUGUGCGCAACAUGAUCCGCGAUGCCCUUCAAAAGGUUCUUGAUACUGCCAUGGAGCCAACCAAGAACGUGCAGCAGAACAAUGCGCAAAACGCUGUUUUGUUCGAAGCCAUCAACCUCAUCAUUCAUCUCGACACGGAAGAGACACUCAUGAUGCAGAUUUCUACGCGUCUUGGAAAGUUUAUCCAAUCUCGCGAGACUAAUGUCAGAUACCUUGGUCUGGAGGCCAUGACACAUUUGGCGGCCCGCGCUGAAGACCUGGACCCCAUCAAGGCCCACCAAGAAAUUAUCCUUGGCUCUCUAAAGGAUCGAGACAUUAGCGUGAGGAGAAAGGGUCUGGACCUCCUGUACAGCAUGUGCGACUUUAGCAACGCUCGCGUCAUCGUGGGCGAGCUUCUCCAGUACCUGCAGAACGCCGACUUUGCUAUCCGCGAGGAGAUGGUGCUCAAGAUUGCCAUCUUGACGGAGAAGUACGCCACCGAUGUGCAGUGGUACGUGGAUAUCUCGCUCAGGUUGAUCGCCAUGGCAGGCGACCACGUGAGCGACGAAGUAUGGCAGCGCGUAAUCCAGAUUGUGACAAACAACGAGGAGCUCCAAGUUUACGCCGCACAGCAUUCACUACAGUACGUCAAGCAGGACCACUGCCACGAGACCCUCGUCAAGAUUGGCUGCUACAUCCUCGGAGAAUUUGGGCACCUCAUCGCGGAUCAGCCCCGUCAUGCGAUCGACGCCGAGCUCCAGCAGCGGGCGUGCGAGUACCUGGCGCUUGUCCAUAUGCCAACGGAUGAUUUGCUGAGGACGGUGUGCGAUGAGAUGCCGCCCUUCCCCAAACGACAAUCCGCUCUCCUGUCCCGUCUGCACGAGAAGCACGCGAAUACCAGCGAUAAGAGAACCUGGAUCGUCGGUGGCAAGUCGGCGAACUCGGAUGCGGCAGAGGUGGGCAUGGUCAAGAACCCUGGGCUCAAGAGGACGUUUAGCUCCGGCGUUGCCCUCAAUACGAAUGGGGGCGUUGCCAAUGGUGGUGGCGCACACGGGAAUAGUGGCAACGUCAAUGGCAAUGGCAAUGGCCAGGGUAGUGGCGGCGCGAGCGACCUUGCGGGCUUGGACAUGCUCAACAUUGGUUCGGCCGAGCCCAAGAUGCUUAAGGCGCCCAACUUGGCGAGCGCAGCGCACUUGUCGCCCGGCUGGGAACCCGGCUAUAAUAAGUUGCUGGUACGAUCAGACGGCGUUCUGUUCGAGGAUGGCCAGAUCCAGAUUGGUGUCCGGUCCGAGUACCGUGGCGAGAUGGCGUGCCUCAUUCUUUACUUUAGGAAUAGGACACCCACCUAUAUGGGCUCGUUCACGACAACGCUCGAUCUCGACGAGGCGGAAAAGACCAAGCUGACGUGGGAUGUCAAGGGUCUGCCGGACAGCAACAUAUCUCAGGGUGCGCAGUCGCAGCAGGUCAUCAUGUUCGAGGCCAAGACCGUGUUCGAGAAGAGCCCGACCAUCCGUAUUAGCUACCUGGCGGGCGCGCUGCAGGCGCUCACGCUGAAGCUGCCGGUGGCGAUACACAAGUUCAUGGACCCGGCGGACCUCACGGCGGAGGACUUCUUCAAGAGGUGGAAGCAGAUUGGAGGCGCGCCGCGGGAAGCGCAGCGCAUCUUUGGGCUCGCGAGCAGCAAGGACGGGGAGAGGGAGCUGACGGAAGGCUUCCUGCGGGCGGUGAUUGAGGGCUUCCGGUGGAAGGUGCUGGACGGCGUGGACCCCAACGCGAAGAACCUGGUCGGCGCUAGCGUGCUUCAUACCUCACAAGGGGGCAAAUUUGGCUGCUUGAUGAGGCUGGAGCCGAAUUACGGUACAAAGAUGGUGCGCUUGACGAUUCGUGCGACGGAUGACGCCGUCCCUAGCAUCUUGCUCAAGUUGAUGGAGGCACGGAUCGCGGCGGGCUUCUCGACGAAAGCAGAGGCACGGGGACCACAGAUGCCUACGCGAAGCGAGAUUUCGGACGCAUUCAAGAACGUCAUGGUAGCGUAG